Molecule: messenger RNA, 4347 nt
Organism: Volvox carteri f. nagariensis
Lineage: Eukaryota; Viridiplantae; Chlorophyta; Chlorophyceae; Chlamydomonadales; Volvocaceae
Exons: 13
Coding region: 1-4347 (1448 amino acids)
Source: RefSeq, a predicted model, not a curated record
AUGGAGGACGAUUCCGAGGAGGAAUUUCAAAACGCGUACGAUCUUGAGGUCUUCAGCAUAUGGAGGCUAUAUGCUGACGUUUUGCCUGCGCGAGCCGAGGACAAGGGCUCCCAUCACCUGAUGCGCCAUGAGUCGGUCAACGGACUCACCAUUACAAUUAAAGCCCUCCGAGCAUUACAACCUUGGGCCGCUGGCGCUGCUACCGCAGCAGGCCCCGCUGCCGCCAUGGCCGUUCCUCAAGACGCGGCGGGUGCGGGACCUUCUCGCCCCAGCGCAGCCAUCAGCGACGGGCGCCUAGCCUUAUCCCAAGACAUGAGCUUGCCCUGGCGGUAUGUGGCAGUGGUGCUGUGCGUGGAGCCAUACGCCUACCCGGCACCGUUACACCAAAUCAUCAAAGCGAACAGCGGGAUGUGUCAUGUCUGGGCGUGUAUCCUUGUGUCGGAGCGGGCGAAGGGCGAGAAAGUAAAGGGGCGGCUAAGGAAAACAGCUGCCGGCGGCGAUAGCAGGUGCGGCGGCGGCUGGCACCAUGGCUGUGACAGCCGCGGUGGCGGUGGGGGUGGCGCGUGUUCCUUUCCCUUGAACUUGAGUGAGGAGGAUCGCGAGGAGGCUCCCCAGCUGCGACUGCUGGUCAUGUACUCGGAGGGGGUUUCGGAGCUGGCGGCUCGGCUGUGCCUACCCUCAUGUCGCAAAUUGGAGUCAGCCACUGCGGACGUGGCGGAGGUGCAGACCCAUGGGUCACGGCGCCCCGGAUGGACGCCGCCGGCUCAUGGAGACCUGCGGUGGCCCACUACUUUGGGAUCCGUACAAGGACUGCCGAGUACGACAGUGCGGCACGGCGGAUCUCUGGCCUCGUCAGCGGCCUCCGCGGCGGCGGCAACGGCGGCGGCGGCGGUGCGGCGGGCAAGGAAAAGGGUGCACGGGUCGACGAGUUUGGCGCAGCCGGCAGCGGCAGCGGAGGCGGCGGCAGCGCCGCAGCCGCCGGCGGCCGGCGGAGGGGUUCAUGACCGGAGGCCUGAACCAGCUGAUGAGCCGUUCAGCUUCGUGCGUGUACGAAUGGUACAUUGCCAGAUCAGGCACGAGUCUGUUUGGGAGUCACCUAACCCGGCCGUCCGGCCUGAAAGUGCGGGAGUGGAGAUCCCAACGAUUGCUUUAGAUCCGUACGACAAGGCUGCUGGGCCGUUAGGAGCCGCGGCCGCCGGCACCAGCAUGUCAGUGGAUCUUGGCCUCCGGGGAUGGACGCUCCGGAACCUGCUGGAGGCUCCACGUCAGCAAGUUGCCGUACUACCCGGCGCCAGGGUGGAGACGCUGGGUGAGGAUGGCCUUGCAGCGGCGGCAGUAUCGGCAGCGGCGAGCGGGGGCGGCGGCGGUGGUGGUGGGGUUGGUUGCGGGGAUGGGCUUAUGGCGGUGGCAGCGGCGAAGCGACGCUGCUGCCGGGCCGAGCAUCUGCGGCGUCGCUGGCAGCGACGGCGACGACGGCUGCUCAAGGGGCCCAUGGAGGACUUGGACGAGCAGAUUUUUAAGGACGAGAAGCGACAUGUGUUGUGGUCUUGGCACGCGCCGUACAUAUCUGGUGAGGAUGAAGGUGAAGACGGUAACGGCGUUGGGGACGGCGGCGGUGACGGAGGCGACGCAACAGGUGACGCCGCUGACGGCAGCGGCGGUAAGAGGCUGCGGUGGGGCCGCCGGCUGUACGAUGAAGCAGCGGAUGACCUCCACUGUGAGAUCUGCAAAUCACCGUACACGUACGACAACCUGGCCUGUCUCAUGGCGCACAUUAGGUCGUGCCACAGUGAGUUGACGGCUAUCUUGGAGUGCGAUGCCAGGCCCGUGGAGGCCGCCGCCGUGAGAAGACUGGCGGCGGAUGAGGACGUUGACGGCGACCUGUACGAUGACAGUGCAGCGGCGCCGCGCGCGUGCAUCCGCCUCAUGUGCUCCCCUGAUGCAUCAGAUUGGAUGUCGCUACUGAUGCCGCUUGACACCCCGUACGGAAAUCGUCCCGACCGUACCAUGCCGUACAGCUCCGUACGGUACCUCAAGACAGUCGAGGAGGAUUGGGUGAUGUACGAUGGGCGCAUUUUCGACACGACUAGCGACUAUGUUGGAGAAGAUGAUCAGAUGCUGGGAGGGCAAGGGGAGGCGCGGGAGGUGCUUCAAGACGAUGGGGCCGCGGCAGGCGGUCACCUUGUCCCUGAGGAGGUGCAGGAGCUACAGCCGGGGGCAGAGCAGCAGCAGCAACAGGUUGGUGAAAUGGGGCCCCGCGGUAACCCUUCCGAUUGGGCCCUAUGCCGCCCCCGCAGCACCGGCGGAGACAGCGGCCGUAUCAUUGGCGGCGGUGGCACCACAGCUGGCGACGCUAUCGUAAUAUCUGAUGACAGCGACGACGACGACGACGAAGACGAGGACGGAGAUGUGGUGGGUGCACGACUCGUGGGUGGGAGCAACGCAACCGUAAUGGAUGAUGACGAUGACGAUAGUGAUGGUGAUGGAAGGGGCGACAAGGCGGACGCUAAUGCUGGCGGCGCCGCGGCCGCCAUGCCGGUAGUGUGCUUUGCUGCGACCCGCGAACACGUCGAACAGCAGGCCCCCGGUACCGCCGCCGCCGCUACUGCCGCCGCCGUCAGCCAGAGCCUCCCUGAUGGGCCUUAUGGCGCUUCGGGCGUUCGUCCAACCACAGAUGACUCAUCAGUGCCGCGAGUCCCAACCAUGCUGCGAAUUGAGCUACCGGCUCCAGCCCCCCUGGAGCCCUGGACCUUGUCCGCUGCCGCCAGAGGCGGUGCCGCUGUGGCCGACAGAGACGGAGGCGGAGGCGGCUGCCGUGCCGGUGCAGGCCGCCGGCGCAAAGCCUGGCAUCCUCUGCGACUGAUGCUUGUGAGCCACUUGGAGUGUGCGGCUGGGGCGGCAGCGGCGGCGGGGGAGGAGGAGCAGGAGGAGAUCAACCUUGCGGACUCCCAGGGUGCUUGGCUGGAAGCCGAGGAUGGCGAUGUGUACGGCCGCAGCAGCGGCGGCGGAGGAGGAGGAGCAGGAGCAGGAGGCCGUGGCAACUGCCCCGGCGGCGUGGGCGGCAGUGGCAGUGGCAGUGGCAGUGGCAGUGGCAGUGGCGGGACCCAACAGCGAUGUAUUCAAGCCGGCAAGCGGGAUGGCACCGGCCACGAGGCUGCCGUCGAAGCCGCCGGCGCAGCGGCCGCGCCGGAAGGCUUUGGGACCGAGUUCCCGUCUCGGCCCAUUGCGAUGGAUGCAGAUGCCAUGGCAGCUGCAGCUACUGCUGCUGCUGCAGCCGAGCCCAAAGGUGCCACUGCUCCUCCACGGCGCGCACCUGCCGGGUGCCCGAGGCCGCCAAAGCCACCGUUACAUCGCCUGCGAGAGGGCAUGCCUGGAAGCAGCGGCGGUGUCGGCAGCGGCGAUAACGACGUUGUCGGUAGCAAGCGCAGCCGCCCGGCUGCAACCGGCGUCGGCAAUGCUGGGCGCCUCUGUCGCCGCGGUGGCGGCGGCGGCAGUGCAGCAACAGCCGCCGCCGCCGCCGCAGCAGCAGCAGCAGCAGCGGCCUGCUGCCGGCUCGUCCGAGUGACUAGCAGCCAGCAGUUGACCCGGCCAGGGCUGUGUCAGGACUUAGGGUUGGCCAGGGUGUUCGUACAUUCCCGUAGCCUGAUGCCCCUCAGCAAGGAGGAGGUUGAGCGGAGGUUUGGGGCGGCAAUGAAGAAUACAGCGACGGCGGCGGCGGUGAUGGCAGCGGACGGGGGGCCCUCGACCGCGGUGGCGGCGGCGGCGGCGGUGGCCGGGCCCACCACUCUGGAGGACACUGCCCAGGCCCAGGCCCAGCCUGCCCAAGUCGCUGUGGGAGUGACGGUGACUAGCGACUCCGACAGCGACACCGAUGACGAGGAGUGGGAGCGUGGAUUCGGGACUGCCGUGCAGCGCACCGCUAUCUCCAACAUCGUCGCCUUUUUCUUCAUCUAUCUUUUAUCUCCAGGCGAACAGCAUUUCAUGUUUUUGUGGAAUCGCUUUGCCCGCCGGAACCCGCUCCACAGCGACCGUAUCAUGCCGGAAAGGCUGUUGCAGUUUGUCAAAGGUUCCGAGGGAGCCGAGAUUGCCGCAUCACCCAACUUCCCCGACCUACGGCGGGCCCUGACAGCGCACCUACUUGUGAUGCGGGAAUUCGCGCUUGCUGGCCCCGAAACCAUUAUCAGUUGCCUUGGGUGCCUGGAUGAGCGACGUCAGGCCCAUCUGGACACAAUCGGUAGCGGGAAGGGGCGGCGUGCAGGGCAGCUCGAAGGGGAGCUCGAAAACACCGAGAGACAUUGCAGCGAAGCUGACGUUGGAGUUGAACGGAUGUCAUUGGGAGUUACUUAA